Brenthis ino (lesser marbled fritillary) is the source of this 885-nucleotide messenger RNA. The record is from the annotation of a GenBank genome assembly. Lineage: Eukaryota; Metazoa; Arthropoda; Insecta; Lepidoptera; Nymphalidae.
AUGUCUAACGUCCAUACUGGCGAAUUGCUAAAUUUUCAAGAUUAUUCUCCUGAACAUAAUGAAAGAAGCGCGCGUAUCGAUGUGGAAGCAGUUCAUACAAAUCAAUACAACAAUCCCAUAACUAACUCAAGUUAUUCUUAUGAAGAACCAAAGGUAGCGGAGGAACAGCAAGCGACUCCACAAAGUAAUCACAACUUCUGGACAAUAGAAUACUACCAGAAGUAUUUUGAUGUAAGGACAAGUGAAGUGGUGGAGAGGAUCAUAUCAUCAGUGUUGCCCCAAAAGGUGUCGCGCAAUUACUUUGAUGAGAGGAUCAAGGGUAAACCUGAUUUAUAUGGACCAAUAUGGAUAUCAGUAACAUUGAUUUUCACCAUAGCAGUCAGUGGUAACAUAGCAAACUACCUACAGAGCUCAAAUAAGGCUGUAGUGUGGAGGUACAAUUACCACUUAGUUUCAUAUGCAGCAACUGCAAUCAUAUGCUAUGUUUGGCUUGUUCCUUUGGCACUGUGGGGAGCUCUCAAAUGGACAACAGUACCAGAUAGCCAAGAUGAAAUUGAGACUCAGACUUCAACUGCACCAACAAUGAUGUCUCUAUUUUGCUUAUAUGGAUACUCUCUAUCAAUAUACAUUCCAGUUGCAAUACUCUGGACAAUACAAAUCUCAUGGCUACAAUGGCUCCUUGUCCUCAUGGCAGCUUUAGUUUCAGGAGCUGUACUCAUCUUUUGGCUUUUACCCGCAUUAAGAAAGUCCAAAUAUUUUCUCAUUAUCACGGGUUCAAUUUUAGCAUUUCAUUUUCUAUUAGCGGCAGGAUUUAUGUUAUACUUUUUUCACAAUCCAGUUUCAUCUGAUCCUGUCGCCAUUAUUGCUACAACUACUAAACCUAAU